GUGUGUUUCUAUCUAGCAACGCUGCGCUGCAGCCGCCUGCUCGCUCCCGGCGCAUGCGCAGUGAACGUAACAAACGUGGCAGACAGCGGUUGCCGCGGCGUUGUUAUGUGUUUUUAGAACCGUAUACCGUAUCCUUGCCGUACACACUUGAGUUUCGUCGCAUCUUUCGGAAGAAAACAUGUACUCGGUUCGUGCGUCGACCCUACGGACUGCCGUCGUAAUUGUGUGCCUUAGCUACGCCCGUGCGCUUUUUAUCACCGUGGACGCUCACGCGGAAGAAUGCUUCCACGACACCGCCACGUCGGGUACGAAGAUGGGCCUCACUUUCGAGGUGGCCGAGGGCGGCUUUUUAGACAUCGACGUUAAGAUCACGGGACCGGACGGCAAGGUGGUGUACCAGGGGGAGCGGGAGUCGAGCGGGAAGUACACGUUUGCGGCGUACGCCGACGGCACGUAUCACUACUGCUUCAGCAACGCCAUGUCCACCAUGACGCCCAAGAUCGUCAUGUUCUCCAUGGACAUUGGCGACGCCCCCACCAAGACUCAGGAGGGAGAGGAAGCACACGAAAACAAGCUGGAGGAGAUGAUCAAGGAGCUUUCAACAUCGAUGACUGCGGUGAAGCACGAACAGGAGUACAUGAUGGUCAGGGACCGUAUCCACAGAUCAAUCAACGACAGCACCAACUCCCGGGUUGUGAUGUGGGCCUUUUUCGAGGCGGUGGUGCUGAUUGCCAUGACGCUGGGCCAGGUGUACUAUCUCAAGAGGUUCUUCGAAGUGCGGCGAGUGGUGUAGCACGGACGCCACCCCAGCGGUGCACCCAACGCCGGGCACCAGACUGAACUGUGUGGCCAACAAAGUGUGGAGUCUACGACUUUUCUUUUUUGGUUCAUUUUUUUUUUUUUACCUUCGCCGGAUUUUUUUAGGCAUUUGACAUCUCGCACACACAUAUGAGGGUUAAAUUGGAUCAUCCACUAGAAUGUUAAAUGAAAACUAAUAAAAAAAAUGAUAGUGAUUUUGCCUCUGUGCAUGAGAUUCAGAUGGAUGAAAGGGUUAAGUUGCAGAGAAAUUGUGUCAGUUCUAGCGAGGAGAGCCCCAACCGACAGCGAAGAAGGGACUCCGUAAACUCGUUUUGGCCCCGGCUUUCCUCGAGGCGUCGAAUUAGGGUUGUUUUGUUGGCUUUAUUUAAAUAAAGUGUGGUUCUUA
Ixodes scapularis (black-legged tick) is the source of this 1204-nucleotide messenger RNA. It is a transcript of the gene CHOp24, whose product is annotated as transmembrane emp24 domain-containing protein 2. Gene Ontology annotation, cellular component: Golgi apparatus; endoplasmic reticulum-Golgi intermediate compartment; COPII-coated ER to Golgi transport vesicle. The record is from RefSeq and is a predicted model, not a curated record. The transcript has 4 exons. Bases 179 to 793 code for a protein of 204 amino acids. NCBI's taxonomy places the organism in Eukaryota, Metazoa, Arthropoda, Arachnida, Ixodida, Ixodidae. Gene Ontology annotation, biological process: Golgi organization; endoplasmic reticulum to Golgi vesicle-mediated transport; intracellular protein transport.